Messenger RNA from Fusarium graminearum PH-1, 399 nucleotides. RefSeq lists its product as uncharacterized. The record is from RefSeq and is a predicted model, not a curated record. The coding region runs from base 1 to 399 and encodes 132 amino acids. NCBI's taxonomy places the organism in Eukaryota, Fungi, Ascomycota, Sordariomycetes, Hypocreales, Nectriaceae. The transcript is spliced from 3 exons.
AUGUCUUUUUAUACCUUCUCUGAUUUUGAGUACGGCGAUUCUAUUCCUGAUGAUGAUUGGGAAUAUACCGUUGCGCCGCCUCCGCCUACACCUGUGCCUGCUUCAAGGCAAAAACGGGGUAAGGGAUGUCCACCACCCAAGUCCCAGUUCCUUCAUGCUAAUGUCGCAAGUAGGCAGGAGAUUACAAAGGGAAGCCGCCCGCAGACUCCGCGUCCUAGACGAGAUGGACCGUUUAGCUCAAUUUGGCACGGCAUGCUGGUAUUGCCAUAUUCUGAGACGUGCUCGCCGUUGAAGGGUGCGACGUUGGUUGUCUUGCCACAGCUAUGGGCUGCGAUAGUCAUGUCAGACUUGGGGGACAAUUUGAAGAACAGAGGUCGCACGAGCAUACGGCCUGACUGA